AUGGGUGCCUUCCAAAAACCUCAAUCUUCAAGAUCAAAUUUUCAAUUUUCAAACAUCUCAACAGAUCCAUUUGCAAUUUCCACAAUAUCAAUAGCUUUAAUAUCAUGGAUCAUAGCAUUUGGUGGGGCAAUAGCUGCUUCGUUGGUUAAAGAUCCAAAUAACUCCUUCCCAAAUUUCUCUUGGUGGGGGAUAGUGUUUGAACUUGUAUUGUUAAUCAUGCUGUUUUGUUUUUAUACAUUUGACUUAAUUGAUCAAUAUAAAAUUUUCUUAACUUCAGCAUUUGGUAUUGCAUUUGUUUACACCACAAACUCUGCUACAAGUUUAGUCUAUUCAUCUGGUUCAGGAAAAGCGGCUGCAUCUGCUGGUGUUAUUUUAUUAUCUAUGGUUAAUUUGAUCUGGGUUUUCUAUUAUGGUGGUGAUAAUACAUCUCCUGUUAAUCAAUGGAUUGAUUCAUUUUCAUUAAGAGGUCCAAGAAGUUCAAAUAACCCUUUUGCUCAUCAUAAUCAAUUACAUGGGAAUUAUAAUGGAUUUGGUGUUUCAAAUAAUAAUGUUGAUGAUUAUAGAGGUUCAACAGUUUCAAAUCAAAGAUUUGUAUCUUCAACAAGAUUAAAUGGGUUAGAAAACUUGAGUGAAAGAAACACAGAUACAAAUAAUACUCCAAUGUAUGAAAAUAUCAUCCCUGAGAAUCAUGAUGAUAAUAAUGAUAAUAUCAACACAAAUAUAAGUAAUGAACAAUUUGAUACCAAUUUAAUGAUUGAUGAUUUCCCAUAUACUGCUAGAGCUUUAUAUUCUUAUGAGUCAAGUCCAGAAGAUGAAAAUGAAAUAUCUUUUGAAAAAGGUGAAAUUUUAAAAGUUAAUGAUAUUCAUAGUAGAUGGUGGCAGGCCAAGAGAUCAAAUGGUGAAAUCGGUAUUUGCCCAAGUAAUUAUGUUGAAUUGAUUGAAUAA
Hansenula anomala is the source of this 945-nucleotide messenger RNA. RefSeq names its product osmosensor SHO1 (gene SHO1). NCBI's taxonomy places the organism in Eukaryota, Fungi, Ascomycota, Saccharomycetes, Phaffomycetales, Wickerhamomycetaceae. Gene Ontology annotation, molecular function: protein binding. The transcript has a single exon. Gene Ontology annotation, biological process: regulation of actin filament polymerization. The record is from RefSeq and is a predicted model, not a curated record. The coding region runs from base 1 to 945 and encodes 314 amino acids.